AUGAAAAAGUUAAUGUUACAAUUAUUACUAGCAAUUUUAGCUAUUGUUGCUUUAUAUACAGUUCAAGUUGAUGCCACUGACAUUGAUAAAUCACGUGUUAUAGUACUACCAACUCCAAAACCUCCAAUUGUCAUUGAUCGAUGUAUUUACUGUUUUCUGCAUCCAACAGCAACUGGAUGCAAUCCAUGCAAAUAUGGUUCACCAAUCCUAAGUGUUCCUUGUGGACAAGGAAGUAGAAGAUGUGAAGCAUUAGGUGGUACAUGUAAAUAUAAUCAAUGCGAUAGAGCUUAUUGUUGUCCAUAUGAACAUCGAGGUUGUUGUCCACCAGUAUUAUAUACACCUAUCGUCAUUGGAAAACCUACUUUCUGCUUGCCAAGAUGUAAAACCGAUAGGGAUUGCAGCAUUUAUCAAAAAUGUUGUGGAAGUUGCCCACGAUGUGUCAAUGCUGUAUACACAUAA
This is a messenger RNA of Rotaria sp. Silwood1, 459 nucleotides long. The record is from the annotation of a GenBank genome assembly. NCBI's taxonomy places the organism in Eukaryota, Metazoa, Rotifera, Eurotatoria, Philodinida, Philodinidae.